Molecule: messenger RNA, 603 nt
Organism: Chaetomium globosum CBS 148.51
Lineage: Eukaryota; Fungi; Ascomycota; Sordariomycetes; Sordariales; Chaetomiaceae
Exons: 3
Coding region: 1-603 (200 amino acids)
Source: RefSeq, a predicted model, not a curated record
AUGAGCGGCGGCCCGGGAGGUGGCGUACCGGCGUGCGCCGUAGAGGGUCCUGGUCGCUGGGAGAAUGCCUUCGUGGAGCCGAAGGCGAACAGCACGUUCCACGCUGGCGACGCGGUAGCCAUGGACUGGUUUGCCGGGAAGGUGCCUUUCUCAGACGGGAACCAGCCUGCCAUAGCCGUUACAGUGGUGCUACAGGGGACGUCUGGGGCCCCGAGCGUGACGAUCCACAGCCUACCUCCGGCCCCACCCUCAAGCAGAUCUGGCUUGUCUGCGGGCGCAAAAGCGGGCAUCGGCGUCGGCGUGGUGCUUGCAGCGGCGCUGCUCGCGCUGUUAGGUUGGUUCCUGUGGCGCCGAAGACAUGCAGCCCAGACUUCGGGCGUCGAGCGGUUCGAAAAGGCAGAGCUAGCCGCCGACGGCGAAAUCCCGCCCAAGGAGGCAGGGGGAACUAAGAUCAUUGAAAUGGAUGCCGAGAACGCGCAGAGAGGACAAGUACCACAGCAACUCGACCCGGCCGAGUUACACGGUGAUCCUGUUCAUCCUACAGAAAUUCUUUCUCCAAUGCCGACUGGAGUUCAAACAGAGAGAGGAAUUGGCGACGCUUGA